GGCCACUGCUCUGAACUAUUUUGGUCUUACAUUUAUUGACAGCUGGGUGCCAGUUGCUUCAACAGUUCCAGCCUGGCAUUAUAAAUUCUGAUGAGAAUCUCACUUUAUUGGCGUAAAAACCAAACAGAACUAAUGAAACAGAUGCGGACGGAUAAAGUGAGAAAGCGAGGAUCAUCCAUCACGAAGCAGCAGGAUCUCCUCAAUCUAUCCGUGUGUGGUUAACAUAAACGCCACGCGCGUCUUUAGAAAUAACGCUCGCGCGCUCAGCUGUUGCGGAGACGCUCAAAUCUCUGAUGCGCGCAGAAAAAUGCUGCAAUUUUCUCUGUGAGUUGGAGUCAGACCCCCCCUUUUCUGAGCGCGCUGUGGUUCAUUCCGGCGAUGCUGUAUCCUCAGUGCGAGGUGCGUCUUUGCUGUCGGGCGCACGCGGGCGGCUCAGCCACUCCGCUGAAGGAGCAGCAAAAAGUGCAUUUCCAUGAAGAGAUCAGGCACAGCAGAGGACCGCGUUUUGCACAACCACUACUGGGCAGAAUGCAGCAUCCGUCUGCAGACUCUGAACGUUCUGGCCCCGUGGCUGUGAGGUCGUGAGCGCUCACCAUGACGAGCACCAACGCCAGCGCGCUUACGGCCAACUUCUCUGGGGCCGUGGACGGCCACGACUCCGGGGGGAACAUCUACAGACCCUUCUCCGUCUUCAGCGUGCUGACUCUCACUUUACUGGCCAUGCUGGUACUGGCCACCUUCGUGUGGAACUUGCUGGUGCUGGUGACCAUCCUCAGGGUGAGAACGUUCCACCGGGUGCCUCACAACCUGGUGGCCUCCAUGGCCAUCUCGGACGUGAUGGUGGCGGCGCUGGUCAUGCCGCUCAGUCUGGUCCACGAGCUGAACGGCAGGUUGUGGAAACUGGGGCGCGUGCUGUGUCAGGUGUGGAUCUCAUUUGACGUUCUCUGCUGCACGGCGAGUAUCUGGAAUGUGACAGCCAUCGCCUUGGACCGGUACUGGUCCAUCACCAGACAUCUGGAGUACACACUUAAGACUCGUAAAAAGAUCUCCAAUGUGAUGAUAGCGCUCACUUGGCUUCUGUCCUCCAUCAUCUCCCUGUCGCCUCUUUUCGGCUGGGGGGAGACGUACUCAGAGGGGAUGAAGUGCCAGGUGAGCCAAGAGCCCUCCUACACCAUCUUCUCCACCUUUGGAGCGUUUUACCUCCCACUCUGUGUGGUCCUGUUUGUUUACUGGAAGAUCUACAAAGCAGCCAAGUUUCGGAUCGGUUCCCGCAAGACGAAUAGCAUCACUCCUAUGGCUGAG
Messenger RNA from Oryzias melastigma (Indian medaka), 1302 nucleotides. Its product is annotated as 5-hydroxytryptamine receptor 5A. The record is from RefSeq and is a predicted model, not a curated record. Lineage: Eukaryota; Metazoa; Chordata; Actinopteri; Beloniformes; Adrianichthyidae. Gene Ontology annotation, biological process: adenylate cyclase-activating adrenergic receptor signaling pathway. Gene Ontology annotation, molecular function: G protein-coupled serotonin receptor activity. Gene Ontology annotation, cellular component: plasma membrane.